Lodderomyces beijingensis is the source of this 831-nucleotide messenger RNA. Lineage: Eukaryota; Fungi; Ascomycota; Pichiomycetes; Serinales; Debaryomycetaceae. The record is from the annotation of a GenBank genome assembly.
AUGUCAUUGGCUCGAACGAUGAUGAGGGGUGUUUUCUCUCCAGGAUCGGUGCGGAACGUUUAUACGAGAACUGCUAGAAAAUUUGUCGAGGUGCAGUUACUACAAGACGUGCCUGGAAUCGGCGUCAAGGGUCAACUAUUGAAAGUCAAGCCAGGGUUUAUGAGAAACUACCUACAUAUCGACAACAAAGCCUGCUACGUGACACCAACCACCCCGCCAAGAAUAGAGGUGGUGGACAUUGAGGAACUCCGGUUGAAGGAAUUGCAAAAACAAGAAAGGAUGUUGAGGUUGAAGAAGCAGGAGGAGGCCCUUGCAUCCAAGCAAGAACAAGAACAAAAAGAGCCAGUGGCAGGAGGAGAAGCUGAAGCCUUGUCCCUUGACGACCUUUCGGACAUAUUCUCGAGCAUGAAGUCGUCCUACAGGAGAACGCAAAAACCUGAACUCGAUCUCCAGUCCAACUCGCCUGAGCUCGACUUUGAAAUUGCCCUAGAUGAAACCCGCAAAGCUGGCUUGAAAAGCGUCGAGGAGUUGCUGCAGGAAGAAGCGGCAAAUAAGAAUGAUAUCAAGAUUAAGAGGACAACAAGUAAAGGAACACUUCCUGCGAUGGUGACGUUCAAUGCGUCAUCAAUACCCAUUGGCAAAGAGAGCAUUGCUAUCAAGUUGAGCGAGCUAGGUGGCAAGCCGAUCAACCCAAACACCGUGCAACUAAGCUACAUUGACACGCCCGACACGCCAAUCACCAACAUAACAGAAGUCGGUAGAUACAACGUGAAGAUUGAAUCUUUCACUACGGGAAACAACGGCGAAACCGUCAUUUUGGAAGUAGAAUAG